AUGGAUUCGGAGUAUUUAAAAAGACACCUGGGUAAAUGUCUGGUUGAAGGACUGGCUGAAGUGGCCGAGCAGCGUCCUCCUAACCCCCUCUCAUACCUGGCUCACUGGCUGUACAAGUACAACGACAAUGUGAACUAUGAGACCGAGGUAAACUGCUGUGCUCUGUUCUGUCACUAGGGGGAGCCAUUCAAUCACAUGCGUUUCCACCACUUAUCAGAUUUAGUGUUAGAUCUUAGUUUAUCUUUAUGAUGAAUUUCUCUGUUUUUAAAAUAUGACUCAUUAUGAAAUUUUCUUCAACUUUUAUCCAUACUGGACGGAUCAUUUAGAAACAACUCCUUCAUCCAGGGUGUUACAAUUGUAAGGAAGAAAUAUUAACUAUAUAACGUACAUAUUGUGUACAACCUAGAACACUAUCGCUAAAAUUAACAUGAAUACUGCAACUAAUUUACUACAAGCACAGACCGCUUUGUUUAAAAUGUAAAUCUGAAAUGAGAUAAAUGUUUAGCUUCAUGACUUAAGACUGUGCUCAAACCACCAUCCAGAUCGGAUUCACUCCCAAAUUUGGAUGUUUUUUCACUUAAUGCCUCAGGAUAGGAAAACAAGUGUUCUUAAUCACAGGUUGUGUUAUAAAAGCCGUGAAAUUGUGGCUAUUCUGACACUCAGGGGUAUGACUCCAGUCAUUGUGAGGAGACUAACUUCUUGGAAACACUGCCACUGGCUUCAACCUCCCAGGAACCCAAAGUUGCUUCUGCUCUGACCUCUACUGCCUUUAUCUCCCUCAAAGUCCUGGUGUCCAGUAGGUUUUGAGGACUGUAGUAAAGCAGUAAACACAGACUUAGACUGUCUAAGCUCCUCAGACUGGGAGGUAUAAAGCUCUCGAGCUUAGCGAGGCCAUGACAACACAAACCUUUAACCUUUAGCUUCUAAUAAGACGCUGCUAUCAUAGAGAGGUGAAGGGUCAAGAGUUUUUCGUCCAGUUUAGAUGUCAGGCAUGCUAAAAAGUUGUGUAAAUGUGAAAUUUAUACAUCACCCUUUUUUAUUUCUCUUUGCAGAAAAAAGCUAAACUGAAACUUUUGGAGGAGGAGGAGGAAAAAGCAAAGGAGGAGGCGUUAGCCCAGAAGAAGCUGAGAGAGGAGGAGCAGAAAAUCAGCAAGGCCUCAGAGGAGUCGAAAAAAGUAAAAACACUCUCGCUUCUUUUGAUGUAAUAGUGAGUCUGAGCUUGAUUGACUAUUGUUUUGUCUGCAUUAGUAUUUCGAUAUCAGAUGACCCUUUGUUAUCACAGUUUUAAGCUAAAUUUAAGUGCUAACAAAACACCUGAUCAAGAGGAAAAAGGAAGGCCAGGAAAGCAAAAUUGUCAGUGUAAUUGUCCGACAUUUAAGCCCCAUUUGCAAUGCAUUAAACAGAUCUCUGAGCAGGAGUCUUCAGGGUCUGACACUCCCACACCAGCCCAAACAGGAGCUGCUGAAGACAACAAACCUGCAACAGAAGAGAAACCAAGCACCCCAGAUCCAGAAAUCCACCAGCAACAAACAGACGACCACAAAACUGAAGCUCAAGACCCUGAGACUGAACCAGAGGUGAUAAAAAGUUGAUCUCAAACCUGAGUGCUCCUGGUGGUGGUUCCUCUCUGAUUGUUUUAAAUCACAAUGCAGAAAUUGUGCUUCUCCUCAUGCAUGAUUUGCUUCCUGUAGUGUGGAGAUCCAAUGAUUUCACGUGGUUUACAGAGGUUAUGUUGUGCCAGGUGAAGGAUGCAGAUAGUUUAACCAAUCCAGAGUUCCAUGAGGUUAAACCUUUGGAGGUCAGCAGAUCUUCACUCUCAGAGGUCAGAGAGGAGUCUGCAGAAGAGCCCGGUGAAAUAAAACCUGAAACAGAGCAGAGGAGUGAUGAAGCAGAGGAGAAAACAGAGGUGGAACCAAAUGACAAUCAAGAGGAAGAGAAAGAAGAGAUAGAGGUCGACCCGGAGGAGAACAAGGUAUAUACAGUACAUUAAUACAACUCUUUGUCUGGAGUUGGAAACAAGUCGAGUUGUGAUGCUUUAAGGUUUAUAUUCUGAUUUAUUUUUGCUCUGCAGGUGAACGAUGAAGCGAACACUGAGUCUGAGCGAACUGAAGCAUCACAACCAACUCCCAGUCCUCGCCAAGACAAUGACGCCUUAAAAACAGAUGAUCAACUCGAGAAACAAAGCCCUCGUUCUCCUGAACCUCAACACGCAGAGAAGGUGACAAAAUACACGAUUCGUGCAGCUGAUUUGAGUCGCCGAUAUUUACAAAUUCAAGGUGCAAGAAAUGCAGGAUGAAGAUCAAUAAAGGAGAGGGAGAUAAAGAGGAAGAUUUCAGGACAAAGUGAGCUGAAGAUAAACAUUAUAGAUCAGCUGAGGACAGUUGGAGCAAGAAGAGAACAGCUGAGGAGAUAAGGACGAUGUUUGUUUAAGAAGGAGUCAGGCUGAGUGGCAGCAGAUCUCAUCUUAAAGAUCCAACUUUUGGUCGAUCGAGUUUUGAAAGUAUUCAAACAAACUUACAAAGUCAUUUUGUCACUAAGAAAAUAUCUUAAUUUACUGGUUUUAGCUUCUCACAUGUCAGAGUUUGCUGCUUGUAUUAGUCAUUCAUGAGGAUGAAUUAUGGGGCCUGUAAUUGAAAUCCUUUUUUUUUUGUGUCACACUGUUUCCGUAGCAGGUGGAGUCAACGACAGAAGCUGGAGAGGAGACACAGAAGUCAGCUACCCCAUCUCCUCAGGAGCAGGAAAAGGUGUUCAAAUAUUUUGUCUUAUUCACGGUAAAAUUUACUCAAAGAGGAGAUGAAAGUGAAGAAACUGCCCGGGGAACUGUUACAGAAACUUUCAAAUCUUUAUAAAUAGAGUGUACUCUUAAACUGACAUCAUUGUUUAGUUUGGAGAUUCUCAAAAUUAGCUAAACUCCAUGGUAGGGUUGAUCACCUCUGCAUAAGUUAGCCAAGCUUUCGUUCUGCUUCUCUGGACGAUCUGGAGUUGGCUGAGUGGAUAAUCUACCUUCUGUCCUUUCAAAUGCUUAACAUAAACUGUAUGGGCCUCUUUUUUAUCUCAGGAGACAGACGAUCAAUGCAGCAGAGAGGCCGUGGAUAUCUCGGCUCCAGCUGACAGCGAGGUUACAGCAGAGGAGGGUGAGAAACCUGCAGCUUCACAAGAGGAACCUCAAAACCUUCCCUCUGACGUGGACAACAUGUAG
This is a messenger RNA of Xyrichtys novacula (pearly razorfish), 3199 nucleotides long. NCBI's taxonomy places the organism in Eukaryota, Metazoa, Chordata, Actinopteri, Labriformes, Labridae. The record is from the annotation of a GenBank genome assembly.